Dissoconium aciculare CBS 342.82 is the source of this 727-nucleotide messenger RNA. RefSeq lists its product as uncharacterized. NCBI's taxonomy places the organism in Eukaryota, Fungi, Ascomycota, Dothideomycetes, Mycosphaerellales, Dissoconiaceae. The record is from RefSeq and is a predicted model, not a curated record. The transcript has a single exon. Bases 102 to 506 code for a protein of 134 amino acids.
AGAUCUUUGAAGAACAGUAUGUACGAUAUAUGACAUGGACGACAGGAUGAAUAUGAUCCGCAGGGACACCUUCAUAAUAUCCGAAGCACGAAGACUACGAGAUGACGAGGGAAAUGUUUUUGCAUCUACAGCACAGAUGCCUGAUAACGAGAUCAAAUUUUACGAUUCCUCUUGUUUUUGUUUUUGUUUUGAUUUACUCUUGCCCAGCAUUGUCCAGCUCUCUAUCGCGACCGAUCAUCGCUGGAACAUCCGUCUGUGAAGAAUCCUCGUCGAUGAAGAAUUCGUGCAGCGGACUCCGCUUAACGACAACGUCCCUGGCUACUUCCCUGGCCGGCACAUUCGAACUAGGAAGGUCGGCUCGUUCGGGAAGGAGCGUGGAUACCUUUGUCCUCCAAGAGGUUCUUUCCCAACCGCGCCUCCAGUGUGAACAAGGAUUCGACCGCCCUCUGACUCCAUCGCCCAGAAGGUGGUGUAUCCCCGACAAUGGCUCUGAGCCUGGGCCAUGAUCUGGUUUCCGAUGACGGCUCCCGCCUCAUCGCCAUGCAUGGCGAACAGGGAGCCAACGGGCGUACUGUCCUAGGCGCGUGCAUUCCGGGGAGUGCACACGCCCAGCUCGCAAGGGAUGAGGGUAAGUGAAGAGCGGGUCGUCAGGUGCUCUCGCUCGUGUAUUAUGCGUUGUCGGCGUCACGGGCGAGAUAAUUGUGCCCUGCACAGGUGAUCCGCAAGC